Messenger RNA from Melanaphis sacchari, 996 nucleotides. It is a transcript of the gene Spase25, whose product is annotated as probable signal peptidase complex subunit 2. The record is from RefSeq and is a predicted model, not a curated record. The transcript has a single exon. The coding region runs from base 232 to 813 and encodes 193 amino acids. Gene Ontology annotation, cellular component: signal peptidase complex; membrane. NCBI's taxonomy places the organism in Eukaryota, Metazoa, Arthropoda, Insecta, Hemiptera, Aphididae. Gene Ontology annotation, biological process: protein targeting to ER.
AAUAUUUGGUGAUUCACCAAUCUAGUCAGCCGUCGGUAUUCAACUACAUGAAGCGUCUAUAUAAUCAAGUGAUUUUACUAACGUACUAAGUUUUGCAAUAUUGAAAUACAUUUCAUGCUAAUUUUUAUACCGUAACAUUAGACUAUAUAUUUAUACUUAUUGUUCAGAGUACCCCAAAUAUUUGAGAGGCAUCAAAUCAUUUAAAGGAAACUACAAGUUAAUUAAUUAAAGAUGGGUAAGGAAGAUACUAACACAGAAGAUAAACAAAUUAAGAUCAAUAAAUGGGAUUACCUCGCUUUAAAAAAUACUCUCGAUGAUGCAGUGAAGGAAGUAUUGAUUACCAAGUAUAAUCAUGUUGAGGACUUUUCUUUGAUUGACUAUCGUUUGCUGAUAUGCACAUUUGCUGUGCUGGUUGCUGGAUUUGCACUUGGUUGGGAUUUCUUUAAUCCAUUCCCAAAAUCGCGUUUUGUUCUUACGGUAUGUGUCGCUUUAUAUUUCAUUACCAUGGGUGCAAUUACAUUAUAUACAACAUACAUGGAAAAAGGUAUAUUUGCCGUGACUUUAGAACGAGAUGAAACCGGUUUUAAUCCAGAUGUUGUUUGGGAAGCCAGCAGUUACAUUAAAAAACAUACUGGUAUGUAUUAUUUGACUAUGGUACGCAAAAAUGCUACUGGUUCAGAUAUCAGAGAACGUGAAAUAUCCAAAUCGGUUGCAAAUUAUUUUGAUGAAGAAGGAACGCUAUGUCAAGAUAUAGUGGAGAACGAAGUAACCAAAAUGAGAGAAGCUGUUUUGAAAUCGAAGAAAAUUGAAUAAUUUAUAUUAAAAUAAUAGAAGACUAUUAUGAUUAAAGUAAAUUCAGAAAAAUCAUUUUUAUUAUAAUUUAUUGUUCAUUAAUUUAGAUUGAUUAAGACAACUUGAUGAUUUUUGCAUUGUAUAUAUUCAUGUAUGUUAACUUAUAAAUUAUUCAAAUAUAUAUAAUAUGUCUAAUAAUAAUAA